AUGAAAGGUCCUCGCCUGAAUAAUCGCGAUGAGCAGGAGCUCAGGACGGAACCAAUACCGACUCUUAUAGAUUUUUCUCUACCGCGUGGGAAAUUCAAGUCGAACUCAUCAUCAAUAUCAUCAAAACAAACGUCGAAAACUGAUUUUAAUGCUUCCUAUUAUCAGAUAGUCGAGGAGCAUCAGGCCAAAAUCGAGAAAUGUCUUCGAGAUAUCGUGCACGAAAUUCAACCAGGUGGCUCGAAAGGCAUGGUAAAUGACUACAAAAUCGGUAAGAAGAUUGGGAAAGGUCAGUUUGGCCAAGUUUAUUUGGCUCAAAGUGCAGACGCCGUGUUUGCCGUGAAAAAAAUACCAAAGCGUCCAGAAAACUCUCAACAGUAUUCUGUUAAUCAAGUCAUGAGGCAAAUUCAAAGGAGGAAACUGAUGGGAGGCGGGUUCACCACCGGGGAUCAGGCAGUGAAAGAGAUGAAUGUGAGUAAAAUAAGGUGGGAAGCGUUUGUUGCUAGCCGAUUGCAUCACGAAAAUAUUCUUGAACUUCUCGAAUGUCUGGAUUCUCCCGUGAGUCCCGAUAUCUGGAUCGUGUGGCCUUGGGCGACGAUGGGCGAACUCGUUUGGAAGCGAGAUAGAAAGGAUCAGGCAGUAGAUCAAUGGUGUGCGUUUUCGAAACGCCCUGUCAGCGUGGAAGAAUUUACGUGGGUUGUUUUGAGAAGUUUGACUUCGGGUUUAAUUUAUCUUUCUCAGCAAGGCUGCACCCAUCGCGACAUAAAGCCAUCAAACAUUUUACUAGACGGCAGCAGUAGUCAAAUCAAAAUAUCAGAUUUCGGGAGCUGUCUCGUGAAUCCAUCGAAAUUACCUUUCAAAGAUCCUAAAAUCCAAAAGGCCCACCAAGAAGAGUUGAGAAAAAUCGUGGGUACUCCUGCGUUCAUUCCUCCCGAAUUGUGCAAUUUUCAGAAUGAGCCACACGAACUGGAAGCUUCGAAAAUCGACGUCUGGGCUCUUGGAGUGACAGUCUAUUGUUUGCUUGAAAACGAACUGCCAUUCUGGGGGGAGAACGAGUUUGACAUAUUUCACAAGAUAGUCAACGAAAAGCUGCAUGCGACCGAGAAUCAGUUAAAUCAGCUUAUAAUCUCGAAAUUACUACAGAAAGAUUAUACGAAACGAAUAGGUCUUCAGGACCUUUAUGUUUCGCUGUAUAAAAGAGGACCUAGCAGAAACAACAAUUCCAAAGGCGUGAGACGUUUUGUCAAGAAAAUACGAAAUCUUACCAUUAAGCGAAGGGCCGGAACCAAAACAACCCCAAAUGAGCUUCCGCAGAACGUCAUAUGGCUUGAAGACAAUUCCAACGCAUUGAAUGACUCUUCAGAGUCCUUUUCAAGCACCUCUACCCUCGAUGAACCUGUACAGGUCAGAGAGUUCACCUCUAGCUCGCGUCUUUCUAGAAUCAAUGAUCAAGACGAGGAGGACCUGGGGGACGACUCUGCAGAAACGACUUCGACUGUCGAUGAGAUCAGCGAAAAUGUUAUAACGGCCGUCGAAGAUGCAUCGCCCUCCCCUCGGACUCCCAAUGAAUCAACCCACGGAUCCAGUCCGUCACCUUUCAAAAUUGAUUCUCCCUUGAAAAAUCUUAUCCGCAUGAAAAAUACUCCCGAAAAAGCACUUACCGCAGCUGGCUCUGCGCAGGCUACUACCAGCCAUUCAGGGUCCCAUAUGUUGGCAUCUCGUGGCACUCUGGAUUUUUCAAAGUAUUUCACGUCGCCCUCAAAACUUAGUCAAACGAAAGACGGUAACGUCGACACCAAAAACGUUACAAAAUCGGACUCAUUCACAGACAUAAGAAAGUAUUUGAAUUACGCUGAAUAA
Molecule: messenger RNA, 1857 nt
Organism: Lachancea mirantina
Lineage: Eukaryota; Fungi; Ascomycota; Saccharomycetes; Saccharomycetales; Saccharomycetaceae
Source: the annotation of a GenBank genome assembly